CGCGACGCAGUAUUUUACAAUUACGCGUAUGCUUUUGCCAUGACAGGUUAACUAGAUAACUCCCACUUAGAAUGCUACAUUACACGUUACAAUUAAUGGCAUUUUGGCAGUGUAACCCACUGGAGAUGUACCAGAUAUAAACAACAAACAAGAGAAGAAGCAGUCACAUAUGAUUUAGGCAAAUAAAGCAUAUCAACAGCUGUGUAUCUGUUUAAAGCAGCAAACAUAACGCAAGAAAUGUCUGAGAUAGAACACAGACAACGAGUGGGCAUACUGGGAACAGGGUAUUUUGGAAGAGCUCUUGCUAAGCGCCUAUUCUUCUCCGGAUAUGACGUCAUACUCGGUAGUAGAGAGCCGGACAGAAGAGAGAUUUCGCCAAAUCAAGACGUUCUUUAUGAUAUAAAGAUUGUGUCAGUGCAGGAAUGCAUCAAGAGUGCGCCCAUCCUAUUUUUAGCAGUCCAUUUCGAACAUGUAGAAAAGUUACUAAAGGAACACGUUCAACUGCUUUCAGAAAAGAUUCUAAUAGACGUUUCCAACAGAAAAAUUCCAAGUAAGCUAACGUCGCACGCUGAGGAAAUCGAGAAAUUGUUUCCAAAGAGUAGAGUUGUGAAGGCAUUUAAUGUAAUAUCAGCCUACGCAAUGGAAAAUGACUACGACACAAGCAGCAAACAGGUUUUCAUCGCUGGAAACAACAGAGAAGCUCGGGAGAUAGUCGUCGAUAUUACAAAGAAUAUGAACUUUCGACCAGUUGACUUUGGCGUUCUGAUUUCCUCUCGGAGAAUUGAAAAACAUCCGCUAAGGCUAUUUCCGGAAUGGCGGUUUCCCAUUAUAUUUGCAGUGGGUGUGUUUAAUGGAUGGCUGCUGUUCCUGAUCUAUAUCUACUACAUGUUUGAAUCCUUUUACAACUGGGAACAGUUGUCUAUAAAAGUGAUGAACAAAGCAGUUUGCAUGACAUCAAUAACAACGCUGUCAGCGACGUAUUUGGCCAGCAGCUUUGCUACGAUUUUCCAACUCUACUUCGGAACAAAACAUCAACGUUUCCCACGAUGGCUGGAUACAUGGCUGAAGACACGAAAGCAGCUCGGUCUUGUAUCCUACCUGCUUGUUACCGUACACGUCAUCAUGUCACUGCUAACCAUGUCGCCGACGUAUUAUCCUCCUUGGUACCACAGCACCCGUGUCAGGAUUCCCGCGAAUCUCAACUCCACGUUUGAGUUCCAACGAAUCACAUGGAUGAACUGGAAAGGGGAGGCCACCAGCCUGGUAGGCAUCUGUGCCUAUGUUGUUCUCAGCCUCGUCUGCGUCACCACGUUCCCCUCCGUCACAGACAAGCUGAACUGGCGGGAGUGGAGGUUCGCGCAGUCCAAGAUGGGACAUGCAGCAUUGUUUCUUUCUGUUGCCCACGUACUGGUUAUGGCGAUACCAGUUUGGAUGAAACAUCCCGAUGUUGUGUACAAGUCGAUUUUUUUCGUAUGUUCACUUCUGCCAUGGGCAACGUUAGUUCUGAAAUUUGUUUUUAUGUUACCUUGCAUCAAUCGAUACGUGAUGAAGAUUCGGAAAGGUUGGAUCAAAGGAGAAGAAUGUGAGCGCCACAAGAUGAAUCGGGGAUACACAGCAGUUGAUAUAAAUAAUGGAACGCCUACGCAGAGUCAGGACGUUAGUUCCAUACCAGAAAAUGUCAUGAUGUUGAGGAAGAUAUAAUGCUUAUACAGCUUUUGCCAACAUACUAACGUUGCUAAUUAUGGCUUUCCAAAACAAAAACAAAGACAAUGUGUAUUCUUAUGUAAAUAUGUGAACACAUGAAACAUGACAUUUCAUGCAAACAUUAUGAUAUUUGUCAUGCAUAAAUAUGUAUGAAGUGAUGUUUAACCUAUUGAUGAUGAUGGUGAAAUGGGCAUUCGUUUGAUAAUAUGCAGUUCAGUUGGAAAUGUCUUUAUGAUCGCAAUUCUCUUAAUUUACACAUUCAUGUGCACUGUAAUACUAGUUUUACCUUUGUGUAACAAAUACAGCUUUCUCCACGUUAUUUUAUCGGUAUAAAAUUUACAUCGACACCGGUGGCAUCAAAUGAAAUGAACAUUUCGUGAUCGAUGUUUUCUUUGCAAGGUUAUCGUAGGCGUUCAUCGAUAAAGAAUUCGUCAAAAAUCCUCGUCAGCAAUGCCAGAUUGUUUUCGCGUAUGUUUUGGUCAGCAUUUUGUUUUAGAAUACAUGUGUAUGUUCGUUCACUCAUUCCCGUAUGUAUUGGUUCACUAUAUUACAUGUUUAAUGUUUAAACCACAUGCGUACUGGGUUUUUUUCUCUGUUUCAUUUACCUCUAGGAGAUUUAUUUUCCUUAGCAAUAUCAAUUUAAUUAAAGUCCACGCCUAUAAAUAAUGGUUCAAAAAUAUGUGUAUAUAAGUUGGCUCUGUUUACCAAGUCAAUGUUUACUGUGUUGAUCGCUAAAGAAGUGUAAGAUAUUGUACUAUGUAUACAUAUUACUCUUUAUGCUUUGUGUUAACAAUUGUAAACUUGUGUCUUAUUAUUUGUUCAGCUCUUCGUGUAUUUGUGGGAAAUAAAGUUAUAUAUAUCAAU
Molecule: messenger RNA, 2568 nt
Organism: Dreissena polymorpha
Lineage: Eukaryota; Metazoa; Mollusca; Bivalvia; Myida; Dreissenidae
Product: metalloreductase STEAP4-like
Exons: 2
Coding region: 238-1701 (487 amino acids)
Biological process (GO): copper ion import
Cellular component (GO): plasma membrane; endosome
Molecular function (GO): ferric-chelate reductase (NADPH) activity; cupric reductase (NADH) activity
Source: RefSeq, a predicted model, not a curated record